GCAUGGACAGAUAACUAGAGGGAGCUCAGCCACUGCCAAGUUCCCACCCAUCUGAGAUUCAGCAUCACCAAGAGAGGCCAAUGCCUUUCUCUCUCUAAAAAAUAAAUAAAUAGCGGUCAAUGAACGCAAUUCAUUGCAUUUACUUAAGGAUUAGUCUGACACGGACUUUUAUUUUUAAGCUUUUCUAGUUAUAUUCAAACCUAGUCUGUUUACCCGCCUGCGCAGUUCAACAAGAAGAUCACAGGCUGGCAGAUGUGAAACAGACCCGAUAUUUAUUGUGAUGAAAGGGACACGACAGAAUUGCCAUCGAGGGUUUAUGUGGGAAGACGUGCAUGGCGUGCAUCCUGUGAAGUAACCUUAGCAACCGGAGAAUCCUGAACAUCCUGCAUAUUUGCUUUACGUAGAAGCAUUAUUUCAUCGCUGACGUCCCCUUUUCAGCACCUUGGACAACGACGAGCACGUUUCACAGUGCGACACUCUGAGAAAAAAGGAUAAUCGACGGAUAUUUCUAUACCGAUUCUUCUUAUUUUAUAUCUACGUUUAUCACCGCGAGGAAGACGCAUUGAUUAGCAGAUUCCAUAUCUAAAGACCCUGUAAUAAUCAAGGCAAAAUGGGAACUGUUCUCUCAGUCUCCCCGAGCUACCGAAAGGCAGGCCUGUUUGAUGAAAUACCACCCCAUUAUACAGCUGUGCAAAACAGUAAAAAUGCCAAGGACAAGAGCUUGAAACGGCAGUCGCUUAUCAAUAUCUUGCCGUGGAAGCGCAUAGUGGCGGCUUCAGCCAAGAGGAAAGGCUCUAAGAAGCUGGCGUCGGGCGACAGUCAAGAUGAAGAGAGCGUGGACACCCUCAACAGCCAAAACCUGAAGAAGUCCCAGUCCUGUGCCAAUCUCUCCGGCUUAACGCAGGAGCCGACCGUGAGCUCCAUACCCACAUCGAAAACUACGGCCAAUGUGGCCUCCACUGCGAAGAGGACCUCGAUCACUGGAUCGGUGGGUCAAACGACCAACGCUGGCACACCCAAAAGAGUGAUCGUGCAGGCUUCCACCAGUGAGCUCCUGAGAAGUUUGGGCGAGUUCCUGUGCCGACGCUGCUACCGACUGAAGCGCCUCUCUCCCGCCGACCCUGUUCUGUGGCUGCGCAGCGUGGACCGGUCCCUUCUGCUGCAAGGUUGGCAAGACCAGGGCUUCAUCACCCCAGCUAACGUGGUCUUCCUUUAUAUGCUCUGCCGCGAGGUCAUUUCGGGCGAGGUGUCCAGCGAACGCGAGCUGCAGGCUGAGCUGCUCACUUGCCUCUACCUGUCCUACUCCUACAUGGGAAACGAGAUUUCCUACCCGCUCAAGCCCUUCCUGGUGGAGACGGAUAAGGAUGCCUUUUGGAAUCGCAGUCUGGCGAUCAUCAACCGCAUGAGUAGCAAAAUGCUCCAGCUUAACUCUGACCCCCAUUACUUCACGCAGGUUUUCGCUGACCUGAAAAACGAAAUUCUAAAGGAGGAGGACAGCCGGCUACUUAUCGGCCUGGAUCGAUAAGUGAGCCGUUUGUGCAUAAACAGGAAAAAACUGUGCAUAAAAAGGUUUUGUGCACAGAAAAAAAGAAGUUUUUUUUAGAACAAAAA
Molecule: messenger RNA, 1611 nt
Organism: Rhinichthys klamathensis goyatoka
Lineage: Eukaryota; Metazoa; Chordata; Actinopteri; Cypriniformes; Leuciscidae
Gene: cdk5r1a
Product: cyclin dependent kinase 5, regulatory subunit 1a (p35)
Exons: 2
Coding region: 611-1525 (304 amino acids)
Biological process (GO): brain development; activation of protein kinase activity; positive regulation of cyclin-dependent protein serine/threonine kinase activity
Cellular component (GO): protein kinase 5 complex; cytoplasm
Molecular function (GO): protein kinase binding; cyclin-dependent protein serine/threonine kinase activator activity
Source: RefSeq, a predicted model, not a curated record